Melampsora larici-populina 98AG31 is the source of this 540-nucleotide messenger RNA. RefSeq lists its product as uncharacterized. NCBI's taxonomy places the organism in Eukaryota, Fungi, Basidiomycota, Pucciniomycetes, Pucciniales, Melampsoraceae. The record is from RefSeq and is a predicted model, not a curated record. The transcript has a single exon. The coding region runs from base 1 to 540 and encodes 179 amino acids.
AUGACUGGAAUCAAUGCCAAGAAAGAUCAUGCAUUCAAGAUAAAUCAUAGAGCUCUUCUUGUUUUACUAAGUAUGCAGAAGCUGGUUUAUGGAGCAGUCCUGCCUGUUAUGCCACAUCAUACAGAUAUCAGUGGUGCUUCAACAAUCGGUCCAACCACCACCAUAUCCUCAGUAGGACAUGGCACUAUGGACAAAAACCCAGAACAGAUCUCAAAGGAUGCUCAAAAGUAUGAAAAACAAAAUCAAGUGAUUGAGAAGAAUUUAAAGAACCCAAAGGAAAGCACAAAUGAAGAAUUGAGUCAGGAGACCAAGUUUAUCAGAAAAUUAUUGUACUAUGAUAACUUUAUUUCAGAUCCACCUAUGCAGUCUCAUGCACCUGCACCUGCACCAGCUCCUGGUCAAAGAAUGGAUCUAAAACAAAAGCAUGAUUAUCGGAAACUCACCAUAGGUUUGGUUGCAGCACUGGUUUGUUCUGUGUUUGUGUCAAUAUUGAUGAAAGUUAUGAAGCAGAAAGACAAAGGUGUUCAGGGCCCUAUGUAG